GCUGACGUCAACGGCGGCCUCAUGAGCGGCGGGCGCGCCAGAUCGAGCCGAUUGGGGCCCGCCCCGGUUUCUCGGCGACUGCUUCACCUCGGGUGAGCGAUACGGAACUGGAUGCGCGAGGUCCUGCUGCCGAAUGCUUCCAAGCAACAAGACGGUCAAGACGACGCUGCUGGGCGCAUUGUGUCCUCCUCGCCGCUUCGUGAACUGCGACCUUCUUUUUUCGGGUCUUCCGCAUAGUCAGUCAUGCCCAACGGCGACUCGGAGCUGAAGAACGGCCGGCGCUACAUCUUCGGUGCUAUGAAGGCGAUAUUGGAAGCACUGGCUGCCUCAGCCGGAGACAUUAAGGCUAAGGAGUUGACCAGCAUCCUCCAGGAGAAGAGGAAGAAUCUAAGCGAGGGAACUUCAAAAAAUCCAAAGAAAGUGCCAAAGCGAUGGAAACAGUUCAGCAAGAGUGUGUUUGGUUCCAGAAAGUCUGUGGAGGUUGGCCCCAAUGGCCUCUAUGUGAACACAGCCUCCCUGGAUGAACUAAAUCUUGAGAAUGUGGAGCCACAGGAUCUCAGCCUGCUUCAGCUGCUAGCAUUGAAUGCGCUGGACUUGACAGCACCCGCCAGCGAUAUCUUGCUGAAAAACAGGACCAACACAUGGGUCCAGCUUUCAGGCCAUGAAGGUGCUUUUGCCCGGGCUGGACCUGGCACCAUCUGGAAAAAAUGCACGGGGGACAACAGAGAGCUCCAAGCCUACAAGUCUCUAAUGAAGGACGAGCUAGCUGACAUGGUCCCCAAGUUCUAUAGGGACAUCGACUACCACGGCCAACGCUUUAUAGAGAUGCAAGACUUGUUACAGAGCUUUGUCAAACCAUCCAUAAUGGACAUAAAAAUGGGAACAAGGACAUUCCUCGAGUCUGAAGUCCAAAAUGCAAAAUCUCGUACAGACUUGUAUGAGAAAAUGAUCAAAGUAGACUCCCACGCACCCACAUAUGAAGAGCAGGAGGCAAAGGCAAUCACCAAGCUUCGCUACAUGCAGUUCAGGGAAAAUCUCAGUUCCUCGUCAACACUUGGGUUUCGGAUAGAAGGCUUCAAGACAGGAGAUCAGGAACCCAUGAAUGACUUGAAGCUUGUCAAAACAAGAGAAGAAGUGAUUGACGUCAUGCGAAAGUUCCUUGGAAAUCGAGAAGUCAUCCACAACCAGGUCAUUGACAGGCUUUUAAUCCUGCGGAUGAAGAUGGAGUCAUCAGAGUUCCUGAUGAGUCACGAGGUUAUUGGUAGCAGCUUGCUGAUCGUCCAUGAUGGCAAGAAGGCAGGCGUCUGGAUGAUUGACUUUGCCAAAACCAUUCCCCUUCCGGAAGGAGUGUCGGUGAGCCACCGGGCGCCCUGGCUGCUGGGGAACCACGAGGACGGCUACCUCACGGGACUGGACAACCUCAUCUCGGUCCUUGAGAACUGCAGGCCUUAAUAUCACUGCCAAGACGGCAGUUUUCAUCAUGACAUCCGGCAUCUAUGCACCUCCGUCCCAACGAAUUGUGCUUUGGGCUAUCGGAGCCCGGAGGUUUCAGUCCCUGUGAAAGAUGCACUUGGAAGCGAGUCAAGAGGCCAAAGAAUAAUGGGUGCUCAACUUUGAGUGGUGCACCCAGUUUCAGGACGACCUUUGCCACAGUUGCUGGCAAGACGGCGCUUGGCCCCCGGUUCUGGUUGGGCGAAAAGUGCAGUUUUAAAUACCAGUGGUUGCACGCGACAUUAUGUAGUUGUCUGGUAGUCUUGGUCUUAUUCUGGAGCAUGUGUAGAGCUGUUGAGUGCUGCUGCUCAACAGUUUGAGCAAUGCCUUUGUAUGUUUUGAUUAGUGCCCCUUGUGGUUAUUCCAUAUUAAUUAAUGGCCAAGAGGCCAUGAUUUUUUGCAGUCAUGCAAUUUUCCUGCAUUAUCAUUACAAUGAAAAUCAAAGCUGAAAAAUACCAAGGGGCAGUCUGUUCACCACAGAAAGCAAUAGUGUCAAACUUGAAGUGCAGCAUUACAUAUUUUUGUAAGUAUUCUGUAUAUAUGUAAAGAUAUUUAUUACAUGGCAACUUCUACCUUGAUUUUUGAGAAAUAAAAUUGUCAGACAAGAA
Ixodes scapularis (black-legged tick) is the source of this 2099-nucleotide messenger RNA. It is a transcript of the gene IP3K1, whose product is annotated as inositol-trisphosphate 3-kinase homolog. Lineage: Eukaryota; Metazoa; Arthropoda; Arachnida; Ixodida; Ixodidae. Gene Ontology annotation, cellular component: nucleus; cytoplasm. The record is from RefSeq and is a predicted model, not a curated record. Bases 244 to 1452 code for a protein of 402 amino acids. Gene Ontology annotation, biological process: inositol phosphate biosynthetic process. Gene Ontology annotation, molecular function: inositol tetrakisphosphate kinase activity; inositol-1,4,5-trisphosphate 3-kinase activity. The transcript is spliced from 8 exons.